AUGGGGUUCAUUAAGGCUGACCUCAUGGACCAAGCAACCACCUCUCAAGCUGUCUGUCAGGGCACCAAGCACAAGAGGGACUGCUUGGAGUUGGCCUACAGCAAGAAGGUUGACCAAGCCUUCGUUGAGUGGGAGAAGAAGGAAUUGAACAUUGGGACCAAUGCUACACCAAGCAGCUUCCUCUCGCUCUUGGCCUCCACCAAUGCUUCAUCAUCCUCCCCAGCUAACAAGGAGUUUGGCAUGCCAACUCCCUCCAGCAGUACAACCAUGUGUCAUGGACAUGCUGAAAGCGCAAGUUUGGUUGUGUUGGGUCCACCCAGGAUGCCCAUGCCCUUGGGCUUGCCCUUUAGCCCUACUGUCCCUCCUUCCACCCAGCCCAUGAGCACGCUGAUGGCCACCUUGACUGUCAGCUCCCCCUUGCACAUCUUUGACGCUGCUGGAACAAGCCACAUGGUGCAUACCAUUGGAUGUGGCAAGGUCCUCACCCCAGCCCCCACCAAGUCCUUCUCCAGGCUUGCUACUCCCACAUGCACGACUUGCCCUACAACACCCAUGCCACCUGUGAGAACUUCUUCCAUGGUGUUGGAGAAGAAUGUGCUUGUCAAGUUGAAUACAACUUGCAUGUCUUGUACUUCUUCAAUCAUCCUGGUACUUGGAUGGACAGUGUGAGCAACUUCAUCCCCUCGACCUACUGGAAGGACAUCCACCCAGUCAUGAAUGAGGAUCACCUCCUCAACAUUUGUAACAGCACCUUCUGAGACAAGGAUAAGGACAAGGCUCAGAUGGGCAACAGGAAGGGUGGGUGGGCAAGUUUCUCUUUUUCAUACACAUGGUUCAAGUUUCCCCACAUGGCCUGGGCAUGCAGGAUGCCUCACAUGGCCUGAGCAUGGGGGAGGUCUUGUAGUUUACAAAAAAGCACUUGUUUUCUGUUCACUCAUGUACAAUGCUUGCUACAAGUUCUUGUAGUACAGAAUGAAUAUGGAAGCA
Dacryopinax primogenitus is the source of this 987-nucleotide messenger RNA. RefSeq lists its product as uncharacterized. The transcript has 5 exons. The record is from RefSeq and is a predicted model, not a curated record. The coding region runs from base 1 to 669 and encodes 222 amino acids. Lineage: Eukaryota; Fungi; Basidiomycota; Dacrymycetes; Dacrymycetales; Dacrymycetaceae.